AUGGCUCACCCCGCUCGACUCUCACUUCGGGCGCCGCCUCAUCUUCCCUUUAUUCAAGGUUAUCCAGGUAUCCUUGCUUCCUCGUCUUCUCGUAAACAGCCGACGGUGGAUGGUCAGCUAGAACUUCGGGUCGCUCAGAAUACGAUCAAGGCAAAGUGGGUCAGAGUCGAGCUACGCAAGUACGAAUCACUCCCUCCAGGAUUUCCUACGUCGUCUCAGGGAGAGACAUGGGAUCAUGUCGGAGAGAUUUGCAAUCUUUGGACCGCGAAGGACAAGGAAUGGGAUGUGUUGGAGCAAGGGGACUUCAAGUUCUCAUUGCCUCUUCCUGAUGAUCUUCCGUCGUCAGUCGAGAUGCCUCAGGGCAAAGGCAUCCGCUACGAGCUUGUCGCCGCUUUGUGCUAUCGACAGAAAGGCGGAGUCUUCAAGAAGGAGGGCGCCCCGAUCAUCAAGGUCACAGAGCAUCUUCGGAUCAUCAGACAUGAUCUUCAUUCUGCUUGGCCGGUCUAUAACAUCCCUGAUACGACCGUUGGAUCCAACAACGAUCUGACAUUGACGGUCCAGCGGCCGUGGAUAGGUAUUGGACCCAAUGAUCGGAUGCUUCUCACCGCGACGCUCAAGUCUAAUAGACCCUCACCAUUUCAAUUGAAAGGCUUUGAAUGCCAGCUGGUGGAGCUUGUCACUGCUCUGCCUCAACAGGAUCAAGCUGGCACGAAAAAGAAGAGUAGACAAUCCGUUCAACCUGUCACUCGUAGUCGAGUCGUGACAUCUGCAAGGAUAGCAGUGUCGGAGAGUCUCGGCAGGGGAGGCGAGAAGUCCGCUCGGGUUGACAUGAACGCUCCCUCUGGAGAUAAAAUGUUCUUGACCGUCAGUCGAGCUCGCCUCCUCAGGAUAGAAUACAAGCUCGAAGUCAAGGCUGUAUUACAUGGUGCACCAGAGCUCAAGAUGGGAGGAAUGAUUUACACUGUGGGGCCCUUCUCCCGAGCCAACGCGCAGCAAGCAGUCAACGAUAUCGGUUACGUCGAGACCUUAUGUCCCGGUGUUGUCCGACCAGAUCCGUCCCCCAAGCCGUCAAUGAAUUCUAGUGCCAUGCCUCGACCGACGUCCGCCGGUCAGCUGUCAAAUACCAAUUUUGGUCCCAAUGCGCAAGGACGACAGACGGAUGCGAAUAAUCGUCCCGCAACAUUUGCAGGUCGCCCUCAAUCCAUUCAGGGUUUCACCCCGAAUGAAGCCUUCCGGCGGCAACUUUCGAGCGGAUCUACCGCGACGACCAACACGACCAUGACUACCAUGACAAAUAUGACUGGAAGACCAUAUUCCGUUGCCAUGCCGGCUCCAUCGGCUUAUACGCCCCUCAAAACCGAUACAGGCUCAGCUGCACCACCUCUGCAGCCAUCAGCGUCGCCGAUGCUUAGCUCUGACAGUCAUGAGCGGAUGAGCUCAGAGAUCAGCCACGACAGUAGGAUGAAGCGAUAUUCAACCGCCACGUCAGCGACUUUUGGUCGAUGGGAUAGAGAUCUUCAGAAUGCUAUCAGCGGAGCCCCGGUUCGAACUGGAUCUUCACCAACCGGAUCACCAGCUAUACCAGGCACAAGCUCGCCGCCAGGUCCGCAACGGAAGUCAACCUCAGCGACGGCAUGGCCUAAUGCGGAGCAGGAGAAGCUCAAACUCUAUGACGAUGCUAGAUCCCGAGCAGUCGUUAGUCAAUCGGCUACUGGCGCCUCUCUCGAUACCAUCGGUAUGGAAGGCCCUCCACCUGAGUAUGAACCCCCACCACCCGGGGAUCCGCUGUUUCCCCUCGCCACCAAGAUCCCAGCAGUUACCAUCACGCAACCUUCUCUUACGACGGAUUCGUCGGCAGCUGGUCCUUCUCGAUUACCCAGCUCAUCAUAUGCUUCCGCCGCCGAGGAGAAGGAGACCCAACGCAGACGAUUUCAAGAGGCUCAGAAUAGAGUCGUCUCAGGGUCCAGCAGCGGGACACCGAGAGCCUCAGGUUCCUCCACGGAUCCCUCCAUCCCCAUAGACGCUGGCUCAGCCUCUCUUACCUCUCGCUCAUCCCCUGGACCCUCCAUUGCGGUUGAUGCAGGUCCUGCCCCUAGACAACCUCGCUCCUCGGCAGGUCCCUCUUACGCGAUUGACGCCGGUCCCGUCCCUGGACCGGCUACUCCUCGUACUGUCGCAAUUCCGACCGGACUUGUGGGCUCCACUGAGAAGGAACAAAUGAAGCGAUUCUAUGAAGCGCAGGAUAGAGUGGCUCGCUCCGGCGCCCCUGAGAGCUCGAGCGCUGCUAGGCAGUCACGACCAUCCGAUCCGUCGCCGUCGGGUUCGGGUAGUGCAGCGGGUAUCACCGAUAAAGAGCAGAUGAAGCGAUUCUAUGAGGCUCAAGAUAGAGUCGCUCGAGCCAGUAUCUCUCCUGACCGUUCGAAAGCCACGGAGCAAUCUCCGACACCUGGUGCCUCGAGCUCGACAGCCACGCCAGCUCUGAGUGAGAAGGAACAGAUGAAACGAUUUUACGAAGCUCAAGAUAGAGUCUCCAGGCGUUCCCUCAAUCCUGGAGAGUCCUCUUCUUCCUCCUCCUCUGCAAAACCGCUUGGUUCCGGCACGCCAAAUCACAAAUCUUCGCCUCAGACAGCUCUGAGCGAAAAAGAACAGAUGAGACGGUACUAUGAAGCUCAAGACCGAGUGGCUCGGGCUGCUACUGGCUCACCACCGAGUACAGAUACUCAGACACCGAACGCUGGACCGUCGACAGCGGCAAUCUUCCCUGACACUCCAGAUACACCUACGCCAGCCGUUGCCGGUCCCUCGAGGCGGAUCAUGUCGGGAUCGGGAUCGGGUUCGGGAUCGGGAUCGACUUCUUCGCCUCUCACAAAUAGAUCAGAAUACAUGUCAGCGUCAGAGGAGAAAGAAAUGAUGAAGCAGCGAUUUGAACGAGCUCAAGAAGCCGUUCAGAAAAAAAUGAAUGGGUCAUCAUCAUCAUCCUCUCCGCCACCACCAUCAUCGUUUACUGCCUCAAGUUCUCGACCCGAGCCCGUCAGAGAACCCAGCUAUUCCAGUACUUCUCCGCUGGCCAAAGAGGUCCUGGCUCGUGCAUCAUCCCGAACGAGUGAUCCGAAGGAUUUAGGUCCAGCCGAUGGACCACCUCCGCCUUUACCUGCUAAACCGCCGAUGGAAUACAUCAACCUGUACAGUCCGGUUGACUCGAAUCCGACGUCCCCUUGGCGUCCAUUUGGCGAAAAGGGGCAGAAGCCUGAUGGGCAUGCGAGGAACAUAUCUGUAGAUAAUUAG
Kockovaella imperatae is the source of this 3285-nucleotide messenger RNA. RefSeq lists its product as hypothetical. The record is from RefSeq and is a predicted model, not a curated record. Gene Ontology annotation, biological process: division septum assembly. The transcript is spliced from 3 exons. Gene Ontology annotation, cellular component: division septum. The coding region runs from base 1 to 3285 and encodes 1094 amino acids. NCBI's taxonomy places the organism in Eukaryota, Fungi, Basidiomycota, Tremellomycetes, Tremellales, Cuniculitremaceae.